Papaver somniferum (opium poppy) is the source of this 1330-nucleotide messenger RNA. Its product is annotated as WAT1-related protein At1g09380-like. Gene Ontology annotation, molecular function: transmembrane transporter activity. The record is from RefSeq and is a predicted model, not a curated record. NCBI's taxonomy places the organism in Eukaryota, Viridiplantae, Streptophyta, Magnoliopsida, Ranunculales, Papaveraceae. The coding region runs from base 263 to 1036 and encodes 257 amino acids. Gene Ontology annotation, cellular component: plasma membrane. The transcript has 6 exons.
ACACCAAUUGAUUCAAGCAUUAACCACAAGAUCUAUAUUUCUGCGGAUAGUGUUAUCCUCUUUUCUUGGAGGCACUCUGAACCAAGGAUUAUAUAUAGCUGGACUUGGACACUCAUCUCCAACCAUCACAGCAGCGCUUGGCAAUCUUUUCCCGGCCUUCACAUUUGCUGGAUCGGUAGCAUUUGGGUCGGAGGUAUUGGAUAUUAGUACUUGGGUGGGUUGGGCCAAACUGAUCAGUGCCUUGGUAUGCAUUUCUGGUGCAAUGAUCAUGUCAUUCCUCCGUGGCCCGAUGCUGAUACGGAAGCCAGAUCUGACAUGGAAAGCACUGAGAAGAUUGUUGAGGGGGCAUCAUCACUCUAGCACUGAAGUCAGUUGGCUCGGUAACAGACGUCUAUUAUCGAAUUCACCCGACCUGAGAGUACCCAUUUUUGGAAUGUCCAGUGCCAAAAUCACUGAAUGGGGGAGAAUGAGUUUCUCAACAACUCACCGAAAGGUGGCAUUCUCAGCUCCAUAUGCCACCACUUGCUUGAUGAGUCUACUUGCCUCUGUUCAACUUUGUGUAGUCGCAAUGAUUGAAGUAGCAAUUUCAGCUAAUGGAAUGAAAGCUUGGCGAUUUGGCUUCGAUGUGGGAUUGUUGGCGAUUCUUUGGAGUGGGUUGGCGGUGUCUGGACUUUCCUUCGUGGCUCAACAAUGGUGCAUCGCGGAGAAAGGGGCCACAUAUGUGGUGAUGUUCAGCCCAUUGGUUCUGAUUCUUGUAUCUGUCGUCGACUGGUUGCUUUUGGAUGAGUCGUUGUAUUUAGGAGGAUUAAUGGGAGCCAUACUUAUCGUUUUCGGAUUGAUUUUAUUCAAUAAAGUUAAAGGAGUUGAGAACGAAAAGCUCAAGAAAAAACUAGAACAUGAUUUAGAAUCUGGUGAGAGGGAUGGUGAGAGGGCCGGUGAGAGGGCUGCUGAGAGGGAUGGUGAGAGGGCUGCUGAGAGGGAUGAGACGGCUGGUGAGAGGGAUGGUAAGUCUGAUGAAGAAAUAGUUGUACUGUAAGGUAGUUUCCAGUGAACUAUAAGGUAGUUUGCAGUGUUGAGUCCGUUGAUGACAAACUCGAGACCUUUUGCUAUGGAGCUAAUAUGCUGUGGGGGAUUUGGAACUUAUAAUUCCCAGAACAAGACUGUUUUGGUGCAGCAAAUUGAUACCUCCUUCUUAAAGUGUAAUAAACCUCAAUUCCUUUUUGUUGUCUUUCUUUAGUACAUUUCCUUUGUAGUUGUAAGAAAUCUUACGACUACAUUCCAUAAUUACUAACUCAAUCUCUAGGCGAUUAUUAUGAACUUUUGUCUUAUU